UCGGUCUCCUUCAAAAUCUAUAUUGCAUUGCAAAGCAAAGUCUAUGGAAAACAAUAUCCCAAAUGAAUCAGAGACAGAGAAACAUCCAUUGAUACAGUCAACGUUGUCAAAACCACAAGUUAAACCAAACAGCCACUCAUUAAUCCAACUAACAUGUUUGGAAUCAAAGAAGCUAUGGCACAUUGCUGCCCCUUCCAUCUUCACACGUCUCGCCAUGUUCUCAAUCACCGUCGUCACUCAAUCUUUCGCCGGUCAUCUCAACGAUCUCGACCUCGCCGCCAUUUCUAUUGCUUGCACCCUCCUCAUCUCCAUCACUUUCGGCUUCUUGCUUGGAAUGGCUAGUGCGCUUGAGACCCUUUGUGGCCAAGCUUACGGCGCGGGACAGCACCACAUGUUGGGUAUUUAUUUACAACGUUCUUGGGUUGUUCUGUUCUUGUCUUCGAUUUUGUUGCUGCCAAUGUUUGUGUUUGCCACACCCAUGUUGAAGUUCAUAGGACAGCCUGAUGCAGUUGCGGAGCAAGCGGGAUUGGUUGCAAUUUGGUUGAUUCCGUUUCACAUGAGCUUCCCAUUUCAAUUCUCAUUGCAAAGAUUCUUGCAGUGUCAGUUGAAAACCACGAUUAUAGCUUUGGUUUCAGGGGGAGCACUUGUGAUUCAUGUGUUAGUGAGUUGGGUUUUUGUUUAUAAGAUGAGAAUUGGGAUUGUUGGGAUUGCUCUUACUAUUGAUUUCUCUUGGUGGGUCUCAGUUAUUGGAAUGCUUGUGUAUACACUCUUUGGUGGGUGUCCUCACUCUUGGACUGGGUUUUCUGUUGAGGCUUUUGCUGGCCUUUGGGAUUUCUUUAAACUCUCUUUCGCUUCUGGGAUCAUGCUUGCGUUAGAGAACUUCUAUUACAGAAUGUUGCUUAUAAUGUCUGGUUAUAUGUACAACUCUGAUGUGGCAAUUCGCCGAAUUUUUUGCAGUGUUACUAUUUAUGGUUGGGAAUCAAUGAUACCGCUUGGUUUUUUGGCUGCAACUGGGGUGCGAGUAGCGAACGAGCUUGGCGCAGGCAAUGCGAAAGCGGCAAAAUUUGCGACAAUGGUUUCAGUGGUAAAUACUGUAUUGGUGGGAUUGAUCUUUUGGUUGGUAAUUGUGGCCUUUAAUGAGAAGCUUGCUUUGAUCUUUACAUCAAGUUCAUCUGUAAUCCAAAUGGUCAAUGAAUUAGCAUUCUUGUUAGCUUUUACCAUUCUUCUUAAUUGCAUUCAACCAGUUCUUUCAGGUGUAGCAGUCGGAUCUGGUCGGCAAGCAGUGGUUGCUUACAUAAACAUUGGAAGUUACUAUUUCGUCGGAAUACCUCUCGGGAUUCUUCUAGGCUGGCUACUACCUUCAGGCAUUGUUGGCAUGUGGACCGGAAUGAUGAGCGGAACGGUGGUUCAAACGUUGAUCUUGGCCAUUAUUACAUUGAGAUAUGAUUGGGAAAGAGAGAUACGGAAAGUGCAGAUUCUUGUUAAGGUGGAUGCAACGUCCAACCAAUAACGAACAUGAAUUCAUGUUGUAUUGUAUCAACUGAAUGAUAAAACUUUGCUAUUUAAGAUAGUUUUGUUUUUUGAUUUAUCAAAACAUUUUAUUUGUAAAAACAGAAACUGGAUGUAUAUUCAAUUGCCUAAUAAAGCUUAUUCUUGAAGAAUAUUGGACCGUGAUGAA
This is a messenger RNA of Cicer arietinum (chickpea), 1678 nucleotides long. Its product is annotated as protein DETOXIFICATION 27-like. Gene Ontology annotation, biological process: xenobiotic detoxification by transmembrane export across the plasma membrane. Gene Ontology annotation, molecular function: antiporter activity; xenobiotic transmembrane transporter activity. Gene Ontology annotation, cellular component: membrane. Lineage: Eukaryota; Viridiplantae; Streptophyta; Magnoliopsida; Fabales; Fabaceae. The record is from RefSeq and is a predicted model, not a curated record.